AUGACGGACACGGCAGUCAGCAGCAGCCCCGGCCAGUGGGGGUAUCAGAGUGACCGGCAGAUGGCUCUUCAGAGCAGGUGAGGAAGCUCCAGGCUCCGUCCAGCUCCCGAGGGCCACCCAGCCCGCGGGAAGCAGUCGGAACGUGGGCGGAAGGCCGAAGAGCUGACGGAUGAAGAGAAGGAGAUCAUCAACAGGGUCAUCGCCAGAGCCGAGAAGAUGGAGGAGAUGGAGCAGGACAGGAUCAGGCGCCUCAUGAACCGUCUGGACGACAUGCGCCGUAACAUCGCAGGCGACGGAGUGAACCGCUGCAUUUUGUGCGGAGAACAACUCGGUCAUCCGGGCUCAGCUUGUAUAGUGUGUGAAGACUGCAAAAAGAACGUCUGCACCAAAUGCGGCACCCAGACCACCAACAACCGGCCCCACUCCGUCUGGCUGUGCAAGAUCUGCAUCGAGCAGAGAGAGGUAUGGAAGCGCUCAGGCGCCUGGUUCUUCAAGGGCUUGCCCAAGCAGACCCUUCCCCAGCCCAUGCCCAUUAGCAAGAAGCCCCAGAUGGCUGCCAGCAGACCUGCUCCCCCCACACAGGAGCCAGCAGCACCGUACUCUCACCAGCAGACCCCCGAACAAGCCGCAGCUGCUGCUUCCGCUGAGCAGGGCUUCUACGGAGCUGAGCCAGCUUCCAAUCGGGGAAAUUACCCCCCACUUCACCGCAAACCUUCCGAGGCUAGGAUGGGACCAAGUGGCAGCGAAUUCCCCAGAGAGGGCCGGCCAAGCCAGGACUAUCCAGCUGAGAACGAAGCCGCUCGGAGCCCAGCAGGCGCCCCCUCCACAGACCCCCCCACCUCUCUUCCGGCUGCGCCACCCAGGGAUGAGAGCGCUGGGCCCGGGUACUCCACAGCGGGAGCAGAGAGGCCCCCACGCCAGGGGGCUCUGUACGGCCAGGCCAUGGCUCCGCCUGCUGCCCCGGCCGCCACCCGGCCCCCUCCUCCCGAGGAUGACGACGAAGAGGAAGCCAACAGCUACGACUCGGAUGAGACAACUACCCUGGGGGCCUUGGACUUCAGCCUCUUGUACAACCAGGAGAACAGUUCUCUGCAAUGCGCCAUCAUUAAGGCCAAGGGCUUGAAGCCGAUGGACUCCAACGGGCUGGCGGAUCCUUACGUCAAACUGCACCUGUUGCCGGGGGCCAGCAAGUCCAACAAACUGAGGACCAAAACGCUGAGGAACACCCGGAACCCCGUGUGGAACGAAACGCUGGUGUACCACGGCAUCACGGAGGAGGACAUGCAGAGGAAGACCUUGAGGAUCUCCGUGUGUGACGAAGACAAAUUUGGCCACAACGAGUUCAUUGGGGAGACGCGGGUGGCGCUCAAGAAGCUGAAAGCCAGCCAGAAGAAGAACUUCAACAUCUGCCUGGAGAGGGUCAUCCCGAUGAAGCGGGCAGGAACCACCAGCUCCUCGCGAGGAAUGGCCUUGUACGAAGACGAAAUGGAGCAAGGCGGAGAGGUGGAAGAACGCGGGAAGAUCCUGGUCUCCCUCAUGUACAACACCCAGAAAGGGGGCCUGGUGGUGGGAGUCGUGCGCUGCGUCCAUUUAGCUGCCAUGGACGCCAACGGCUACUCGGACCCCUUUGUCAAAAUUUUCUUAAAACCUGACAUGGGCAAGAAAGCCAAGCAAAAGACGCAGAUUAAGAAGAAGACGCUGAACCCCGAAUUCAACGAGGAAUUUUUCUACGACAUUAAGCAUAGCGACCUGGCCAAGAAGUCCCUGGAUAUCUCUGUGUGGGAUUACGACAUUGGGAAAUCCAACGAUUAUAUCGGCGGUUGCCAGUUGGGCAUCACAGCGAAAGGAGAGCGCUUGAAACACUGGUAUGAGUGUCUCAAAAACAAGGAUAAGAAGAUCGAACGCUGGCACGCCUUACAGAACGAGCACCACGUGUCCAGCGAUUAA
Messenger RNA from Protobothrops mucrosquamatus (brown spotted pit viper), 1947 nucleotides. It is a transcript of the gene RPH3A, whose product is annotated as rabphilin 3A. The record is from RefSeq and is a predicted model, not a curated record. The transcript has 17 exons. Gene Ontology annotation, biological process: intracellular protein transport. Gene Ontology annotation, molecular function: small GTPase binding. Gene Ontology annotation, cellular component: membrane. NCBI's taxonomy places the organism in Eukaryota, Metazoa, Chordata, Lepidosauria, Squamata, Viperidae.